This is a messenger RNA of Verticillium dahliae VdLs.17, 1816 nucleotides long. Its product is annotated as COP9 signalosome complex subunit 1. The record is from RefSeq and is a predicted model, not a curated record. Gene Ontology annotation, cellular component: COP9 signalosome. Bases 416 to 1816 code for a protein of 466 amino acids. NCBI's taxonomy places the organism in Eukaryota, Fungi, Ascomycota, Sordariomycetes, Glomerellales, Plectosphaerellaceae. The transcript is spliced from 6 exons.
ACUCUGAGAGACGAUUCUUCCCCACGCAUCUAUUUCAACUGCGGCACCUAGAGGUGGAGGACACCUACCCACACCCUAGAAUCUUGAUACACUUUCCUCGCCUUUCCCCCAUACGCAUACGAGGCACAUCCACUUAAGGUACCUAGGUAAGGUAGGUAGUCACGAUUUCGCCUCUCCACGGACUAUAUCCUACCUAGGCGACACCCGAACAUCCUUUCCUGCCAGCAACUCACCUGCAGGCAGACCGGCUCCAGUCACCGACCCUUGCCUGGCUGGCUGUGUCUGAGAAGAAAAAGCCCACUCCCAACCGACGCCAACUUGUUACUGGAUCAAUUCAAGCUUGGCUUCGUUGGUUGACAAGCAUUUACCCUAUCUGGAGCCCCGGAGACCACUGCUUCUUCAGACAUCGACCAUCAUGGCAGCGGCGGCGGAUGAACCCGGCCUCACGGCUUUCUUCCAUGAGAUGAGCGAACUGGGCGGUAUCGUUGUCAAGGAGACACCCAAACUUGACCUGGACCUGUACAUCCAGAACUACAGAGGCCGCACUCGCUUGGAUCGCCUUCUGACCAUCGGUCGUUGCUGCGUACCUCUCUGCGUCGAGGCUUUGAAGGCUGCCGUUGCUGAGGCUAAAUCUGGCAGGGACGUUGAGCGGUAUCGCGAGAUAUGGGAAUGCAUCAGAAUUGCUGCGCCGGCCGAGCCUGAGGCUGUCUUUGACCAAGCCUGGGCUGACAAGACGACCAUGGAGAACCGCCAGCAAACUCACCAUCUUGAGACACAACUCAAGGGGUACAAGAACAAUCUCAUCAAGGAGAGCAUUCGAAUUGGUAACGAGGAGCUGGGUCGGCACUAUGAGAACAUUGGUGACCUCAACGCGGCCAGCGAUGCAUACACCCGCAUGCGUCCUGAUGUCAGCACAUCGAAGCAUAUCAUCGAUCUGGGCAAACACCUCGUCGAUCUUGCCGUCAUGCGCCGCGACUGGUCCAUGGUUCUCGGCAACCUCACCAAGAUCACUGGCAUGCAGAGCGAAGAGGAGAGGAGCCUCCAGACGUAUGCAAAGAUUGUUCAGGGCAUUGCACUGAUGAACAUGGAAAAGUUCAGUGAUGCUGCUCGUUCCUUCCUCCAAAUCGACAUUGGGAAAGAAGUCAAGGAUGGCGUCGAAUCCAACAACAUUGCUAGCCCCAACGAUGUUGCUGUCUAUGGUGGUCUUCUUGCUCUCGCCACCAUGGACCGCAAGGACCUACAGAAGAAAGUGUUGGACAACCAGAACUUCAGAACGUGCCUGGAGCUCGAGCCUCACAUUCGCAAGGCCAUCUCGCUGUUCGUUAACGGUCGCUACUCGGCAUGCCUGGCUAUUCUGAACUCGUACCUGGCCGACUUCUUGCUCGACAUCUUCCUGCAGAAGCACGUGAAGGCCAUCUUCGCCCUCAUCCGCAGCAAGUGCAUUGUCCAGUAUGUGGCGCCGUUCUCUUGCGUAGCCCUCGGCAGCCUCAACGAGGCUUUCGCAGCGCCGGGAACAGAUAUACAGGUUGAGCUCGCGACGAUGAUCAAGAGCGGUCUGCUACAGGCGCGUAUCAACACCAUCGAUCAGCUCCUUGUCGCCGUGAACCCCAACCAACGAGCGGCAAUGCAGACGCAGGCCCUGGAGACGACCAAGGCCUACGAGAGCGAGGCGCUCGAACGAAUCAGGCGCAUGGGCCUCCUGAGUGCGAACCUGGAGGUCAGGAACGUCAAGAAACUGCAAGCGACGGGCUCCCAGGCGACGGCGCCAGAUGGAAAAGCUAGUGGGCCCAAGGCCGACACAGGGCUUCAGCUCUAG